AUGGACGCACAUUUGCUGCGGCUGCAGUUUGUCAGGGGUCCGCGCACGUGCCUGCAUUCAGGUGAAGAUGUGGACUUCAUCCUCACCGUGACGGACGACCUCGGGGCGGAGGUCUACUUCGGGGACCUCCCGCUGCCUCUCGCCGUGCGCGCCCAGUGCCGCGUCCUCGACCGCUGGCACCCGCUCCCGACCGCCGCCUUCGCCCUCAAGACCGAGAAGGAGCUGAGCCCGUUCAUUGCGGGGCGAGGCCAGGCGGUGGAGGGUCGGUUCACGGACGAGCUGUGGCGCGAGUUGCGCGCCAUCGAAGUCGCCCAGCCCGGCGCCCCGUCGGGUCCGGGCCGUCCAGCGGAGGUGCGGCUGCACAUCAGCGUCGGCGAGCGAGACGGGCUCGGGUGGCGCGACGCCGCCCCCUUCUCCCGCUUUCGCCCCGCCCCGUGUCGUCGCCUGGCUCUCGCCCUGCCGCCCAGCGCCUCCCACCACCGCCGUAGCCGCGCCGGGCCGAGGAGCGCCAAGCGACGGAAGGCGGACGAUCAACCGGCGCAGCCGACGGAAGUUGAUGUGGAAGACCACGAAGACAAGACUGAAGAGAACGACGAGACUGAAGUAGAAGAAGAGGAGAAGAAGACUGAAGAAGAGGAGGAGGAGGGGAACGGGGAGGAGCAGUACGUGGUGCUGCCCCUCUUGUCGUGCACCAUGACGGUCACGCGGCCGCCCUCCAAUGUCAAGGGCCGGGGCAAGGACGUGAAGAGCAUGCGGGUAGGAGGCGCGUCUACCACCAAGGCGGCCGGCCCUCCGCACGCGCUCGAGCGCUCCCGCACCAUCGAACGCGAGGUGCCCCUCGACGAUGGGAGCGGCCGAUUCAUCAGCGUGCGGGAGGAGUACGGCACCUUCCUGGGAUCCCACCUCUGGUACCACUUCCGUCCUGGCUGUGACUGGGUGCUCGAUCCCGCCACACUCCACGCGGACGGCGCGCUGGCGUCGAGCUUCCUGCUGUGCCACAUCAACGCCCUUUUCCCCGCCUUCUUGGCCGGCAAGCGGGUGUUGGAGUUGGGCAGCGGGUGCGGUCUAAUGGGACUCACGGCGGCCAUGCUGGGCGCCCACGUCACCAUGACCGACCUCGGCGAGGUCGUUCCCACACUCCGCGACAACGUGGAACGCAACAUCGCCGAAGCUUCGUCUUUCGCUUCCUCUUCACCAUCUUCUUCAUCGUCUUUGUCAUCUUCAUCGUCGGCGACACGGUGCGGGAAGGUGGAGGCGCGAGAGCUCGACUGGACGGACGACGCGGCGCUGCGAAGGAUCGGCGCGGAGACGGAGUGGGACCUGGUCGUGGCCUCCGACGUGAUGUACAGCGACACGGUCUUCCGCCUCUUCUUCCACGCGCUCACCACCGUGCUCGGCCUCGAGUCAGCGGUCGGCGGAAGUCAACCGGUCGAGGGAGAGGCCCGGCGGCGGCGGCAGCGGCGGCGGGCGGUGCAGGUGGUGGUGGGCCACAAGGUGCGGUGCGAAGACGAGCGGGCCUACUUUGAGACCGUUCGGCGGGUGUUCGACGUGGUGCCGAUCGGUCGGGCCUUCAACACCCGCGUGUACCUGUGGCAGCCUCGCCACGGCUAA
This is a messenger RNA of Acanthamoeba castellanii str. Neff, 1611 nucleotides long. RefSeq lists its product as uncharacterized. Lineage: Eukaryota; Discosea; Longamoebia; Acanthamoebidae. The coding region runs from base 1 to 1611 and encodes 536 amino acids. The record is from RefSeq and is a predicted model, not a curated record. The transcript is spliced from 6 exons.